Messenger RNA from Coregonus clupeaformis (lake whitefish), 2456 nucleotides. RefSeq names its product endothelial cell adhesion molecule b (gene esamb). NCBI's taxonomy places the organism in Eukaryota, Metazoa, Chordata, Actinopteri, Salmoniformes, Salmonidae. Gene Ontology annotation, molecular function: cell-cell adhesion mediator activity. Gene Ontology annotation, biological process: homophilic cell-cell adhesion. Bases 381 to 1976 code for a protein of 531 amino acids. The transcript is spliced from 7 exons. The record is from RefSeq and is a predicted model, not a curated record. Gene Ontology annotation, cellular component: plasma membrane; adherens junction.
GAGACAGCUGUAUAUAUUUCAACUCUGGAGAGAGCGGGGACGCCAUCAUAAAUGUAUGGGUUUGUGGAGUGACAGGGUUACACUCAAGGGAAACAGAGCGUUGACUUAUCGACAAAUGAUUACGUCUUUGCCCUUGUAUGGUGGAAGUGAACCAGCGCCAGUGCUGUGAAAUGUUUGCUCGCCGGACGGGAAAACAGAAAUAAUUCAUAAACCAUUACCUUUCCAUACUGUCGAAGUUCUGCUUCCCGCGUUCACUUUGGCCAGAAGCCGAGCGGAGGAGAGCCCACGGAACAGGAGGCAACUGACGCCUACUCCCUCUGUGUACAAGUUUGCUGUUCCUCCUGUGGCUCGCACCGGGCACGUGCGGUUCAUGUUGGGCGAUGGCGAUUUCUGGGAGAGUCCGAGCGCUCUUGUCAAUGUUAUGGAUUUUUCAAGGUGACUCCCAGCGGGUGGAGAUGCCCAGAAGAGAGAUAGAGGUGGUGAAGGGUCAGAUGGUGGUCCUGCAGGGCUGGUACAGCCCCACAUCUGAUAUCGGCAGGAACAGCGUCAUCUGGAACUUCAUGGCCAACGACUCCAAGCAGGUCAUCUCCUACAGUAAUGGUGAGCCAGGGAUAGGUAGUCCUGAGUUCAGGAAGCGUGUUGGGUUCAGCUUGUCCAUGCCCUCGGCCAAUCUCUCCAUCUACAUCAACAACACCCAGGAGUCAGACUCAGGACGAUACCUCUGCAAUGUCAUCAUCCCUGGAGCCGCCGGACUCUCUGGAGAAAUGCGCCUUAAUGUCAAAGUCCCUCCCUCGCCUCCAGUGUGCACAAUGACUGGGUCAUCUGUGCUGAAUGGCAACGUGACACUGAGCUGUAAGUCCAGCUCGGGCAAACCCAUUCCUCAUUACAAAUGGACCAAGAACGCCCCCAUGUCAGAGGUCUUCUUUUCCCCCAUGCAGAAUGAGAGGCAAGGUACCCUCAGGUUGAGUAACCUCACUAAGAGCAUGUCAGGGAAAUAUGUGUGCCGAGCUAGCAACACUGCCGGCUCUGACACUUGCUCUAUCAACCUGGAGGUCUUCACCUCCUCUAAUGCUGGAGCGAUUGCUGCUGCUACUCUGGGGUCCAUCGUGGGACUGUUAGCCAUCAUACUCGUCCUCAUCUUCAUGCUGAGGAGGAGAGACCACGAAGAGGAGGAGAUAGCCAAUGAUAUCAAGGAGGAUGCCCAGGCACCCAAGCGUGUUUCCUGGGCAAAGAGUGGCACAGGCUCAGAUAUCAUCUCCAAAAAUGGCACGCUGUCGUCCAUAGCCACGAGCCCCCAUCUGCGAGACCUCCAGCAGCCCAACAACUUCCCCUACCCCACUGCCCCGGUCUGUGACACAGGCUCUGUGCUCAACGCCUACCGCCUUCGGCCUGGAGAGCCCAACCCCCUGCAGGGCCUCCCAGGGUACAUCAGUGGUACACCUCCACCCGGGCACACCAGACCCCUCUGUGUUACUAACAACAUUGAUGCCACCUCUCCACACGGGCACAGUCGACCCCCCAGUUCUAACCACAUCAGUGGGACUCCACACCCUGGCCACACCCGGCCCCUCAGCACUAGGAUCAUUGUUGACACCUCCCCCCAGGAGCACAGUCGACCCCCAAGUUCUAACAAUAUCGUUGCCCCCUCUCCACAUGGGCACAGCAGACCACCAAGCUCGAACCACAUCAGUGGUAGCGCUCCACACAGGCACAGCCGACCCCCCAGUUCCAACCACAGCCGACCCCCCAGCAUCAGUAGCAUGCCUCACUAUGGACACAGCAGAUCCUCCAGUUCCAACGGUGCCCCACCCCAUUCCCCACCUGGCCACAUGGUCACAGACCCCGACAAGACUGAGGGGGCCCAGCCCCAGGUACCACGCCCUCUCACCUCGCCCAUCAGCUCCGCCACCCUGGCCCGUAUGGGUGCUGUGCCCGUCAUGGUGCCCGCUCAGAGCCAGGCUGGAUCACUGGUAUAGCCCACUGGAGGGUCUCCCGUUUUACUACUGAGCACAAAAAAACUGAAGCAAAUGGAUAAAGACUUCCUCAAAAGGAAGAUUGCAUAGAGGAGAGAAGGGUUUGCUUGGAAUUAAAAACACUUUUUUAUUGUGAUCGUUCAAAAUAAUGUUCAGAGUAGAAUGAAGAGCUCAUGCUAAAGACACUUGUGGAAUCCACUGUAUUCAAGUCUGCACAAGUUCAAAGACUUACUUGAUUUGUUUUUAUUAUUUUAGCUGUUUUCAAAUCUUUUUUGCUAAAUAUAUAAUGUUUUUGUUUUUAUUUGCCAUGCUCAGAUUCUUUAAGGUUAAACAAGGCCUAUUCUAUAUUCUUUAAGGCCUUUUAUAAACUGGGUGGGUGGAACCCUGAAUGUUGAUUGGCUGGCAGCCCUGGUAUAUCAGACUGUGUAUCUUUUUACUGCUCUAAUUAUGUUGGUAACCAAUUUAUAAUAGCAAUAAGGCACC